ACCUUCGUUUUCUCUUUUUGCUACCAAAACAAAUUAUUAGCCCACACCUCUGCCCCUAAAUUCUAAAGCUAAACCCCACAGUCCAUACAAAUAGAGAGCCACCCAGACCAGGAAAUCCAAAAUCCAAGAUCCUAAAUCCGAAGAACAAAGGAGUGUGAAUUGAGUUGAAGCCAUCAGGCAUCAGCCAUGGUUCCUUGUUUACAAGGUAUGGAUAGUGAAUUACCUCUUAAUGAGAAUGAUUCACAAGAUAUGGUUCUAUUUGAAGUUCUAAAUGAGGCUAUGGCUAUCAGGAACCCAUGGCUAUUACCUUCCAGAGACACAGUUCAUCACAAUGGAUCCGUCGGCCCUGAACCCACCAGGCAUGUCGGAAAGAAGCACUAUAGAGGCGUAAGACGCCGGCCGUGGGGGAAAUACGCCGCCGAAAUCCGUGACUCAACGCGACACGGUGCGCGUGUUUGGCUUGGUACCUUUGAUACUGCAGAGGAAGCUGCUUUGGCUUAUGAUAGAGCUGCAUUUAGGAUGAGGGGCGCUAAGGCUUUACUGAAUUUCCCAGCUGAGGUUCUUGCUUCUGAAUCUGUUCAUCAUGGAGUGAAGAAGCCCAAGGAGGGCUCCGGCUCCGGCUCCAGCCCCAGCUCGACCUCAAGUGAGAUCAUAAAGGUGGAAGAACAAUCUGAAUCGGAAACCGGUUCAGUUGUGGAAUUGCAGGAUUUGGGUUCAGAUUACUUGGAGAAGUUGUUAAAGUUUUCUGAGAUGGGAGAAGGGUUCUCUCCUUCUUCUUCUUCUUCUAGUUCAGUAAUCAAUCCUGAAACUUGAUCUGAACUUGUUCUGUUUUCUUCAUUUAUUGGAGUAAAGAGUGUUUGAAGGAUUUCUUUUUUUUGUAUAUAAAAGGAAUAGUAGAGAGGCAUUCGUUGUCUGCUGCUCUGCCACAGCCCACAGGCGAACAGAGGCAGAGCGCUCAUAAGAGUCGUGGAAGGGGUCACAGCAGAUAUGCAGUAGUGACUUCUUUGUAGUUUGUAAUAGAGAUCAGGGUAAAUUCAUAAUGGCUUUCCUUCUUUUCUA
This is a messenger RNA of Macadamia integrifolia, 1059 nucleotides long. Its product is annotated as pathogenesis-related genes transcriptional activator PTI5-like. Gene Ontology annotation, molecular function: DNA binding; DNA-binding transcription factor activity. The coding region runs from base 187 to 813 and encodes 208 amino acids. The record is from RefSeq and is a predicted model, not a curated record. NCBI's taxonomy places the organism in Eukaryota, Viridiplantae, Streptophyta, Magnoliopsida, Proteales, Proteaceae. Gene Ontology annotation, biological process: regulation of DNA-templated transcription; ethylene-activated signaling pathway. The transcript has a single exon.